Molecule: messenger RNA, 1971 nt
Organism: Pseudozyma flocculosa PF-1
Lineage: Eukaryota; Fungi; Basidiomycota; Ustilaginomycetes; Ustilaginales; Ustilaginaceae
Exons: 1
Coding region: 1-1971 (656 amino acids)
Biological process (GO): regulation of DNA-templated transcription
Molecular function (GO): sequence-specific DNA binding; DNA-binding transcription factor activity
Source: RefSeq, a predicted model, not a curated record
AUGGACAUGAACACCACCAUGUCCUUUCCUGGGUCCGGGGCCAACAGCCCGGCUCUGGGCUCCAAUCGACCACCGCACAUGUCGCAGCCCAAUGCCGGCCAGUCGAUGACGGCGCCCGGGUCUCCUUCGGGCGCGUAUACAGCCUCGGCCUUGGCAUACGCCAACGCGCAGCUCUCUCAGUUCGCCGCCACAGGGGGCGCCGCCGCCCUUCCCGCCCAUCUCAACCCGCACGCGCUCAGCUCCGCCCUCUCCGAGUACUCGAUGAGCAUGCCCAACAGUGCCGCAUCCUCGCCCGGAGCCACGCCUCGACGGCUACCCGGGACGGGCACCUCGACGCCCGGCGGAAACUCGCGCGUCGCCGCCAGCGCCAUCACGGGCAAGCGCCUCAACUGGAGCGAGAUGAUCUGCCAGACCAUCGCCGAGAGCGAGAGCGGCCGACUGGUCAUCCAGGAUCUCUUCGAGGGCAUGUGCGCCAAGUUUCCAGAGAUCCGCGAGUGGGCCUUUGGCAAGGACUGGGAGGCUCGCGUCAAGAACCGCAUCAAGUCGACUCUCUCGAUCAAGGGCAACCUCUUCAUAAAGGUGCCGAGGCCCAGCAGCGCGGCGGGCAAGGGUAGCUGGUGGACGCUGAGCGCCGAGGCCCAGGAGGCAUGGAAGACGGGGCGCGUCGCAAACGUCGUCAAGAACAACAACAGCCACAGCCGCGCCGCAAGCGCCGGUCCUAGCAGCAUCCACGGAUCGCCCGUACGGACCGUCAGCGCCAAGUUCGGCGGCUCUGCGGCUGGCCAUACGCCCAACCCGCCCUACAUGAUCCAGAACUCUCACACGCACCAGAAUCACAGCCACCGCACGUCGCCGCUUGGCCUUGGGCUUAACUCGACGCCGUCCGGGCAUCUCAAGAACUCGUAUGGCAACUUCGGAUUCGGCGAGGGACUAGUCUACGGCAGCAACCAAGGCAUCGGCUCCGAUCCUACGGGCGCCAACAGCGGUGGUGGCAAUUUCAACAACGGCAAUGGUGUCGGCAACGUCUCGUCAGAUGCGCCGCAGAUGCCCAUGGCACAACCAUCGCAGGGCGGUAUGUUGGGCACGGCUGGCACCGGCAACGACACCCAACCCAAUCUCCAGCUCAAGCAGGAAGGCGGCGGGGGCCAAAAUGUCGGCGCAGACAUGAUGUCUGGCGCACCCUCUCAGCUGCCCGCCAUGUCUGGAGCCGAUUUCUCCGGGCUGGGCUUUUUCAGUGCCGAGCAGCCCCUUGGCGCGGCCCAGAGUGUUGCACACCUCGGCGGGCCCCAGUCGAUGCCCUUCCCCGCAUCGAGUUCGAAUCAGCAAUCUGGCAUGGGCGACUUUGGCCCACUCGACAGUGCCGACUAUUCGGCCCUCUUUGAAGGGUUCGCCGGAUUGGUCAGCAGCAACGGCGGCGACCUCGGGCUCGGCGGCCAGCAGGGCAUGGGCAUGGGAUCGCCCUUCGACUUCCAAAACGCGCCUCAUCCCUUUGGCGGCAGCAUCCCGGGCGCAUACACGCUGCUGCAGAACCAGUCGAGCAACAACAGCGGCAGCGCCACCGGGGGAGGCAAUGGCAGCACCAGCAGCCUUGGCCAGUUUGCGGGCUUCGGUGCCGGGUCGCCCUAUGGGUCCUUUGGGGGCACGCCAAUGCCAGGGCAACCAGGCGGCGGCUCGGGGGCGUCAGGCAGCGGCACGAGCGGACAGACGCCAUCUGCGCCGAGCGAUUUCGGCACGACGACGUCCAGCAGCCCCUUUACGAGCGGUGGCGGCGGCGGCAUCGAGAUGCCCAGCCCGGCCGAUUCGACGUGGUUCAGCUACACACCACUAGUGGAGCCUACCAACCAGGCGCCCGGCCAGAACACGUCGGCGCUCGGCCAGCUCGGCGGCGAAGGCAGCAAGAAGCGACGGGCGUCCGAGGGGUUGAAGGACAUCGGCGAGCUCCAGCUGCCGCCAGCCGAGGCCGGCUCCUGA